Molecule: messenger RNA, 645 nt
Organism: Daldinia childiae
Lineage: Eukaryota; Fungi; Ascomycota; Sordariomycetes; Xylariales; Hypoxylaceae
Exons: 2
Coding region: 1-645 (214 amino acids)
Source: RefSeq, a predicted model, not a curated record
AUGACUGCUGGUCCUCGCCUUACAGCUCCGGCUUCAAAGCUCAUCCGCUCAAUCAGCACCACAGCUACGGCCUCUGUGCCCAAGUCCAACACAUUACUUACGGGCUCCAAAAAUGCAGCUCCUCUAUCGAGGAAAUAUGCAGACCUUCUUAAGGAGAGGAAUAUAGAUCCGGAUCAUUCCCGUCACCUAUACACACGAUCGUCAAACCGUCCUCACCCUCCACCUCGCACAAUGCGCUUAAUGCAAAGCUUCACCUCGAGUGCUCCUCAGGCUACUCAGGCCGAUGCCACCACGAUGGACCAUAUCUUCUUCCCGGGCUCAGCUGCCCUCCAGGGAUCGUCUAACGACCCAUUCGCCCACCUCCGUGUCCCUUUACUCCCCGACAACUUCGUCACUCACCACACCCCUGAGGCAACAGACGGUCCUAUUGCUCCCGCCCAAAUCAGCAUCGUUGCUGCCAACCCAGAGCUCGUAUCCCCCUCUGCCCUUACCGAGGUAGAAGGCAUGGGCAUCGACGGUGUCGAGCUGAAGUUCGUCCACGAAGAGUCGAAACCGGAGCAGGAGCAGGGCAUGCUUACGAACAUGUGGAAGGGCCUGGUCGACGAUGUGAUGGGUGGUAGGAAUAAAGGCAAUAUUGCCCUUUAA